Messenger RNA from Pleuronectes platessa (European plaice), 1217 nucleotides. RefSeq names its product Bet1 golgi vesicular membrane trafficking protein-like (gene bet1l). The transcript is spliced from 4 exons. Lineage: Eukaryota; Metazoa; Chordata; Actinopteri; Pleuronectiformes; Pleuronectidae. Gene Ontology annotation, cellular component: SNARE complex; Golgi trans cisterna. Gene Ontology annotation, molecular function: SNAP receptor activity. Gene Ontology annotation, biological process: retrograde transport, endosome to Golgi; regulation of retrograde vesicle-mediated transport, Golgi to ER. The record is from RefSeq and is a predicted model, not a curated record. The coding region runs from base 55 to 384 and encodes 109 amino acids.
CGGAAGUCACGUGAGUAUACGUAACCCCGGCUGAUCGUGACGUCACUCUCCAACAUGGCGGACUGGAACAGAGGUCAUGGCGCUGUUGACGACAUGCUCGAUGAUGAGAACAAGCGAAUGGCUGAGAACCUCGUCGCCAAGGUCUCCAGACUAAAAUCUCUGGCGUAUGACAUCGACAGAGAAGCUGAUGAUCAGAACGAAUACUUGGACAACAUGGACUCAAACUUCCUGAGUGCAACGGGCCUGCUGAGUGGCAGCGUAAAGCGUUUCUCCACCAUGGUCCGAUCCAGCAGAGACAAUCGUCGCAUCCUCUGCUACGUUUCUGUGGGACUGGUCCUGGUCUUUUUCCUGCUCUACUACCUGAUCUCCAGGAUCCAGCGCUGACGUGACGACCAGAUCAGGAGCUGAUGGGGAAGUGACACUUUGGACCUUGACGUCCCAUCUGAUAGUUUAAAUGAUCUCUGUGGUAUUCCUGCACAGGAAAACACUUUUAUUCAACACCAAAGUGAGAAACAAACUGGAAAAAGACAGGAAACAUUAAGUUGAGUUGUUGAUGUGACCAGCGAGGGGUCUCGGAAGCUUUCGCACUCGUGGUCAUAUCGGCAAUGCUGGAGUCUCUCAAGAAACAAAAAGGACACGUCUGGUAUUCAGGGAUUUCUGCUUUACACUGCCCCCGGCCUGUAUUGUUGCGAGCCAGGAAGUCCUAAUCUGGGCAAAGAGAGGGUGGAGACUGAAUGUAGGCGGGAAAGAUAUCCGCCCCGGCUGAGCAGAUUGUGAUAGGCUAAUGAACCAGUCAGUUCACUCAACCCAGAUAUAUACAAAUACAGAGAGGCUGUCUCAGUUCCAGACUACAUAGCCAUUGAAAGCAGUGUUUGCAUUUCAGCUAGUAUGUUCACUACUGUAAAAUUUAGCCAAAUAAUAUAUCACAAACUUAAAAUGUGCUGUGUUGUCAAUUGCAAAUAAAUUGAAAACUCACAGCUCAAAAGUAAUCGUAAUGUGAAUUUUGGUGGUGACACGGCCAAAGAAAGUUCAAGAAACAGACUUAUUUUUCUUUGCAAAGUUUCUUUGAAAGUCUUGUUCGAAGGUUAAAGCCGAUUGAGAUAGUACUCUAUCAGUACAUAAAUUGUAAAGGUCUUUAUGUAUGUUUUGUAGCAGCAAAAGCGUUUAUGUAUAUAUAUAUAUAUAUAUAUAAUUUAUAGUAUGCGCUCUGCUGAUUU